CUUUAUCUCGCCAAUAAUUCACGUCCUCUUCUUCUUUAGGUUUUUCUGUGGUAGGUGAUCUUACCCUAAUGGGCACAGAGGUGCUGCGACCGCACGAUUGUCUGAGGAACCCCCUCUCCGUCGAUGCCUUCGGGUCCCGACCUCCGCCGCCGGCGAAACCCCACCGCAAGAAACCCCCCCGGUCGCCACCCACCUCCUCCUCCCCUCCUUCCACUUCCUUCCACCUUCCUCCUCCUCCUUCGAAGGCAGGCCGGCGUGGCCUGGGCCAGCCUGCCCGCUCGCCGCCUCCCCAGGCGGUGGCCAAACCCAGCCGCGCCAACCCGCCGUUCGACAGUCGGAAAUCGCCGUCUCCGCGGAAGGAUGGUGCCCUCUCCGAAGGAGAGACCCGCUCGCGGAGGGCCCUCGUGAUGGAGGGGGUCCGGAUCUUGAAGCGAGGCGAGGAGUUGAAGCCGGGAGCCCCCCGGGCUGCCGAUCUGGUACGAGAGGGUGAUGGUUCGGUCUUCUGCUCCACGAAUCGGUUGGGGCCGGAGCCGGAGAUCCUCCCGAGGAAAGGGGGGCUCGCCGUUCUGGAGUCGCCGUACGCGGGACCGGCGUUCUUCGCGUCCCCUUCUCCCAGUUCGCUCCCUCUUCCUUCUUUUUGCCUGAAGAAGGGUGUGGUCAAGGGCGAGGAGGCCGCGAGGGCCCUUCCGUCGCGCGUUCUGGCAUGGUAAUCCGCUGCGGCGGCAAGCCAAAUCGGCGCCGAUUACGGGUGUAGGGAUGAAAAGAUGCGAUCUUUUUAGAAAAAAAAGGUGUUUGGUGGGAAAAAAAGUGAUAUUUGUCGACAAAAUUUCAACUUUGGGGGCCCCCAAAACAAAAGAAAGGGGGGGGUGGGAAAAAGAAGGGAUUAUGGUGGCGUCUGAAGGGGCUAAAGCUUUAGAUGGGAGUGUGUCAUGUUGGCUUCUCCGGUUCAUCAAUAUUCCUCUAUUUUUUCAAAAGGAAGGUGGGGAAUCGGAGAACCAAAGGUCAUAGUAGUACAACGACAGCCGUAGUUUAUUGGUAGGGGAUGUAGCUAUUGCUUAUGUUCAUCUGGUAUGUGGUAAUGGUGAUGCGUUGUUUGGUCAAUUAGAAGGUAUCUAUGUUUGAUGCGUCGAAUGUUUUGCUUUAUAGUCGUGGUUUGUAAUCUUUGAUAUGCAGUUCUAAUGGUGUUGUGGGCUAAUGUUCUUCCUCCUGUCUAACUUAGUCAUCAGAAAAAAUAAAAUGUUUUGUCUUUGGUGUUGUA
Messenger RNA from Musa acuminata AAA Group (dessert banana), 1258 nucleotides. Its product is annotated as vegetative cell wall protein gp1-like. The transcript has a single exon. NCBI's taxonomy places the organism in Eukaryota, Viridiplantae, Streptophyta, Magnoliopsida, Zingiberales, Musaceae. The record is from RefSeq and is a predicted model, not a curated record. Bases 69 to 710 code for a protein of 213 amino acids.